Molecule: messenger RNA, 858 nt
Organism: Scylla paramamosain (green mud crab)
Lineage: Eukaryota; Metazoa; Arthropoda; Malacostraca; Decapoda; Portunidae
Product: collagen alpha-2(I) chain-like
Exons: 1
Coding region: 1-858 (285 amino acids)
Cellular component (GO): extracellular matrix
Source: RefSeq, a predicted model, not a curated record
AUGAUGCAGGAGUGGCUGGCUCCCGCGGUUUCAGAGGAUCUAGAGAAGUUAAAGGAGAUCAAGGAGAGACUAGCCCCGCUGGCCCUCGUGGAGAAAGGGGAGCUGCAGGUGUUGCUGGAUUGCGGAUUCAGAGGACCGAGAGGUGAAAUAGGAAGAUCCGGUAUACCUAGACCGAUGGGAAAAGAGGGACUGAAAGGCAGCACUGGUCCCGCUGGCCCUCAAGGAGUUAAAGAGAUACAAGGAGAAAUUGGCCCCUCUAGUCCUCGUGGAUUCAGAGGAUCGAGAGGUGAAAGAGGAAUACCGUUGGGAACUGGACCGAUAGGACAAGAGGGAUUGAGAGGAAGUACUGGUCCCGCUGGCCCUCGAGGAAUUAAAGAGGUUCAAGGAGAAACUCUGGUCCAUCGUGGAUUCAGAGGAUCAAGAGAUGAAAGAGAAAUACCGGGGGCAACUGGACCGAUAGGACAAGAGGGACGGAGAGGUAGUACUGGUCUCAUUGGCCCUCGAGGAGUUAAAGCAGGCAGAGGAGCAAUCGGUCCGGCCGGUCCUCAAGGGAAGAAGGGUGAUACUGGGAUAGUCGGGCCACGUGGAUUUAGAGGACCAAGAGGAGAUCGAGGAAAGCCCGGUAUAGCUGGACUAUUAGGACAUGAAGGACUGAGAGGCGGUAUUGACCCAGCCCUCAGGGAGUUAAGGGAGACAGGAGCAAUCGGACCGGACGGUCCUGAAGGAGAGAAGGGCGAUAAUCUAGUAGCUGGUAUACGGGGAUUUAGAGGAAUGAGAGGAGAGCGAGGAUCACAAGGAAUAGGUGGACAGUGGACAGUGAAGGAGACAGUGAAGGAGACGUCAAUAGCGGUUUCAUAA